Medioppia subpectinata is the source of this 486-nucleotide messenger RNA. NCBI's taxonomy places the organism in Eukaryota, Metazoa, Arthropoda, Arachnida, Sarcoptiformes, Oppiidae. The record is from the annotation of a GenBank genome assembly.
GCUUCGCUCUCUCAUGUCGUCUAUUAUUUGUCUCAAAACAAAGACAAACAACAGAUUCUGAGGGAAGAACUCAACGCUUUGGACACAGACUUCACGUAUGAAAACCUAAACCAAUGCCAGUAUUUGAAUGCAGUCAUCGAUGAGACCCUACGACUGGCCCCACCUUUGAGUAGUGUUCAACGGGAAUGCAUUCAAGACUAUCAACUGGGAACUACCGGUAUAACAAUACCGGCGGGAACUAACAUAGAGAUACAGCCAUUUGUCAUACAUAGAGACCCGGAGUAUUUUGUUGACCCUGAUGAAUUUAAACCCGAAAGAUUCAUUGACGUAAAGCACCCGCCGUUUGCGUUCGUACCCUUCGGGUGCGGCCCUCGACAGUGCGUUGGUAUGAGGUUUGCCUUAAAUGAGGUGCGAAUGUGUAUCGCAAAGAUUGUACAUAAGUAUGAGUUUAGUCUCGCCCCUGGAUUUAAGAUUGAUUAUUUCACG